AAUUAGUAGUGACCAACACACCAAUGCCAAUUGCCAAGUAUCAAAGCAAAAGUAGUUCUUCUUCUUCACUGAAAAAUUCUAAACAAAAUGGCUUCACUAAUAGGAACUUCCUCUUCAGCAGCAGCUGCUGCUAUAUUAGCUUCUACACCCUUAUCUUCUCGCUCCUCUAAAUCUUCCAUUUUAUCUCUCUUCAAUUCUUCAGGGCAGAGUCAAGGGAGGAAGUUUUAUGGAGGGAUUAGAGUCCCAGUUAAGAAAGGGAGGUCCCAAUUCCAUGUCGCAAUUUCAAAUGUUGCGACGGAAAUCAGCCCUGCUCAAGAACAGAGUCAGAAACUUGCCGAGGAGAGCCAGAGACCGGUGUAUCCAUUUGCAGCUAUAGUGGGACAAGACGAGAUGAAGUUAUGCCUUUUGCUGAAUGUAAUAGAUCCAAAGAUUGGAGGUGUGAUGAUAAUGGGCGAUAGGGGAACUGGGAAGUCCACCACGGUUAGGUCUUUGGUGGAUUUACUUCCUGAAAUCAAAGUUAUUUCUGGUGAUCCGUUCAAUUCAGAUCCAGAUGACCAAGAAGUAAUGAGUGCAGAAGUCCGUGACAAAUUGAGGAGCGGAGAGAAGCUUCCUAUAUCUCGUACCAAAAUCAACAUGGUUGAUUUACCACUUGGUGCUACUGAGGACAGGGUGUGUGGCACAAUCGACAUUGAGAAAGCUCUUACUGAGGGUGUGAAGGCUUUCGAGCCUGGUCUUCUUGCUAAAGCUAACAGAGGAAUUCUUUACGUCGAUGAGGUUAAUCUUUUGGAUGACCAUUUAGUAGAUGUUCUUUUGGAUUCUGCAGCAUCAGGAUGGAACACUGUUGAAAGAGAGGGGAUAUCAAUCUCACAUCCGGCCCGAUUUAUCCUCAUUGGUUCGGGUAAUCCUGAAGAAGGAGAACUUAGGCCACAACUUCUUGAUCGAUUUGGAAUGCAUGCCCAAGUGGGAACCGUGAGAGAUGCAGAGCUGAGAGUGAAGAUCGUUGAGGAAAGAGCUCGUUUUGAUAAGAACCCCAAGGAAUUCCGAGAGUCAUACAAGGCAGAGCAAGAAAAGCUCCAGAACCAAAUCGACUCAGCUAGGAACGCUCUUUCUGCUGUUACAAUCGAUCAUGAUCUUCGAGUUAAAAUAUCUAAGGUCUGUGCAGAACUAAACGUCGAUGGAUUGAGAGGUGAUAUAGUCACUAACAGGGCAGCACGAGCAUUGGCUGCACUAAAAGGAAGAGAUAAGGUAACUCCAGAGGAUAUCGCCACUGUCAUUCCAAACUGCUUAAGACACAGACUGAGGAAGGAUCCUUUGGAAUCUAUUGACUCGGGCGUACUUGUUGUUGAGAAAUUUUAUGAGGUUUUCGCCUAAGCUGUUUUAUAGAGUGAGAUACUUAUUUUUGGCUUUAUGUUCCAUUCAUAAACCGUCUAAAGAUUUGACAAUUGUAACACUAGACUUUUGCUUAAGCUUGCCUUUGUACUGUGCUUAAGAAAUGGGGUUCAGAAUUACCUGUAGCCAGUUGUAUUUGGUUAUGACUGCUCUAUUUUCUGAAAUGUUUCAUUUUUGUUGUAUA
This is a messenger RNA of Nicotiana attenuata, 1573 nucleotides long. RefSeq names its product magnesium-chelatase subunit ChlI, chloroplastic. The transcript has 3 exons. Gene Ontology annotation, biological process: chlorophyll biosynthetic process. The coding region runs from base 88 to 1371 and encodes 427 amino acids. The record is from RefSeq and is a predicted model, not a curated record. Gene Ontology annotation, molecular function: magnesium chelatase activity; ATP binding; ATP hydrolysis activity. Gene Ontology annotation, cellular component: chloroplast stroma. NCBI's taxonomy places the organism in Eukaryota, Viridiplantae, Streptophyta, Magnoliopsida, Solanales, Solanaceae.